AUGCCUCCCUCCGAUAGCGACUACUUCUUCCAGACAAGUCAUUCUGUCGCAGAGACCAACCGCAAGGCCCAAAAAUCCAAAAACACUCAGGGAUUUCCUAUCCGCUUACCCUCAAAGCUUCUCGCCAUUCAUGCCGACCCUUCAGAUCCUGACGUGGUAUUCAUUGCAGAAAGCGUCGGAAAUGUGAGGAGGAUCGCUAUUGAAGUGGGUGAGAUUCCACCUUUUGCCACUGGAGACACUACCCACAUCUAUCGCGGUCCCUCAACCCCGGCAACCAGCCUAGCACUUUCGUCUGAUGGCCAGACUAUCUAUGCGGGCUGUUGGGAUAAAAGUAUUUGGUCAUGGGAUACGACUACUUGCAAGGGCGGAAGGAGGUUUCGUGGGCAUACGGAUUUCGUGAAAUGCCUGCUUUGCUUCAGAGCUAGUGAUGGAGGUCUGGGUGGUGCCGGCGGAAAGGAUGUAUUGGUGUCUGGCAGUGCGGAUACGAGUGUUAUAGCCUGGAAUGUGAGCACAGGGGAAAAGCUGCAUGUUCUGAAUGGGCAUACGAGGGGGGUGUUAGCGUUGGCGGUGGAUCCUGCGACCCCUACAAGCAUUGGGAAAGACGGAGACGGGCAAGACGGUGGAUCGAGGGACGUGAUGGUAUUCUCGGCAGCAAGCGAUCCUCAUAUCCGACGAUGGAAAAUAAAGCGUGACUUGACGUCUGCUGAAGAAGUGGACGCCGAAACGCCUGUUCUGCAGCACGACACGUCUGUCAAUUCGCUGUUCUUCGACGAGGAUCAAGAUUUGUGGACUGCGAGUUCUGAUGGAACGGCAAAGUGCCUGUCCCGCGAGCGCAGGUGGGCGGCCGAUACAGUGCUGACGCACGGUGAUUACGUGAGGGGGGUGGUUGUCGAUGAAAUUGGAGGAUGGGUAAUUACUGCGGGGCGAGACGAGGACUUAAAGGUGUGGGAAAGGGGGAGCGGGAAGUUGUGGCAUACCUAUUCGGGCCAUUUUGAGGAGAUCACGGCGUGCCUCCUACUUAGCAGGCAGAGACUGGUGACGGUAGGGAUUGAUCAGACAUUGAGGACAUGGUCUUUGAGGGCGGAUGAGCUGGGGAAAGCGAAGAAGGAGGCCGAGCACGCCGUGGAUGGGACAGGCAGUCAGGAGCAAACAGGAGAAAAACAGAAAGAGAGUAUGCUAACGGAAGAGGAGGAAAGGGAAUUAGCUGAGCUGAUGGAUGAUGACUGA
Bacidia gigantensis is the source of this 1227-nucleotide messenger RNA. RefSeq lists its product as uncharacterized. Gene Ontology annotation, biological process: ubiquitin recycling; proteasome-mediated ubiquitin-dependent protein catabolic process. The record is from RefSeq and is a predicted model, not a curated record. Lineage: Eukaryota; Fungi; Ascomycota; Lecanoromycetes; Lecanorales; Ramalinaceae. The transcript is spliced from 3 exons. Gene Ontology annotation, molecular function: ubiquitin binding. The coding region runs from base 1 to 1227 and encodes 408 amino acids. Gene Ontology annotation, cellular component: cytoplasm; nucleus.